Messenger RNA from Podospora pseudopauciseta, 1626 nucleotides. RefSeq lists its product as uncharacterized. The coding region runs from base 898 to 1626 and encodes 242 amino acids. The transcript is spliced from 4 exons. The record is from RefSeq and is a predicted model, not a curated record. NCBI's taxonomy places the organism in Eukaryota, Fungi, Ascomycota, Sordariomycetes, Sordariales, Podosporaceae.
AGUGAAACAGCGCAGAAGCUUGAAUGGUGCACGGAAAGAGUGUGCAGCGGCCCGGUCGAUCCAGAGAAAUGCCAGCCCAGCACCGGCGGACAGCCUGCAUGCUCAGGUGAUGCAAGGGGUCUGCACCUCGGAGCUUGCACCUCGUCUCAUCACCAAGAGACGGCUUUUACCAAUUGUCUUCAAUCCUCGUGUCAAGCUCAGACAUCUUAUCAGCUGCCGACCAUCAUUAAGGCACCAAACGAUCUCAGAUACCCAAUGGCGGACAUGGUGCUCGACUGCAGCCUUGUGGCCCAACAUCAGUGCCACUUCAUCGCGACAAAACCUGGAUGGGACUUCUCCCUCUUUAUUUGUGGCAUCAAGGGCCUGAUAUUGUCACAGGAGAGAUGAGAUACGCGGCUCUCACCAAAAGCACAAACCCGGUGCAGUCCGCAGGUUGGGUAUAUCAACUAUCGAUGUGCCAAGCCAUGGGGUUAUAGACACACUUCCAGCCCAAGUCGAAAAUCGACUGCACUCGAUCUUUGUAACCACAGCAUUGACAGCAGCUGCAUCCUCGGAAGCGAAUUAACUCUCUGUUUCCCAGAAGAUCAGCUGAGCCGAAGGGAUGAAAUGGUUGCAAGUUUUCAUUUAUGCUGGGCUUACAGCCAAGCCUCUCUCCUGUCAUCACUCGGACACUCCUCGUCCAAGGUUGCAAGACCGUACAAGUAAAUACUGACAUCAAGAGAAGGCUGUUCCCAUUAUACGAGGUUUGUGGAAGCACUUACAGGUAUUUGCAGUUUUGCACAUCACAUAUCCCAAUGCCGGAAGAAUGGAGGCUGGGUGAUGUAGUAUCACCGCAAUUUAUUUCAACGUCUCGUCGAAAAUCCGCCCCAAGACCGCAUACGUAGUUGGGGGCUAUACAUGUUCAAGGCGGCAGUUUCGCAUUAUAUAUCUAGCCCCCCAUCAUCUCUUGUAGCAGGCCUAGGCGCAUCUUCUAUGGAGCACGAGGUUGGGACGAAAGGCCCGAGGGGGCGAUCCGUGAAUUUGCGGACGAGACAGUACACAGACGACAUUAUUCAUGUGCCAGCUCCCUGCUUCUCAGUCUGCGAUACUGCCUAUCUUGAGGCGCAGAGGGUUGGCAAAGAUCCAGAGUUGUGCGAAGAGGACUCUGUGUUCUACAGCUCAUACAAUGAGUGUAGAAUGUGUAUUCGCGACAUGAGCGACUAUGGCAUGUACGGGAUUACGGAAAGAGAAUAUCUCACGCCUACUUUCCAACCGUGGUUGGAUUACUGCGAAUCAUUACCACCCGUUCAGUACAUGACCAGCACCGAUAUGCCAACCAGCACACCAACCACCCCAGCGACCAUCGUUAAGGUCCCUGAAAGUACGGACAAACCUGUCAUCGACAUCAGUCCCGCCACUUCACCCCAAACACCCAGGGCAGCACCCAUACCCAGCACACCGCCUCCUAACGAAGAGCCCAUUGCGCCAUCCACUGUAUCACAACCGACGUUCCGUUACCUAGCGAGCCGUCUUCUCCUCCCACUCCUGCAAGUUCCCCAGGGAGCAGCCCAACCAACGCCAGAGGUACUGCUCCAUUAUCCUGUAUGUCAGCGCCAAUACCACGGGUUUGGUCCCAUUGUUAUCUGA